Messenger RNA from Owenia fusiformis, 4611 nucleotides. The record is from the annotation of a GenBank genome assembly. NCBI's taxonomy places the organism in Eukaryota, Metazoa, Annelida, Polychaeta, Sabellida, Oweniidae.
GGGAAGGAUGUUACCCUGGAUUAAACCUUACAUUUGCCUUAUACAUGUACAUGUAUUUAAUUAUAAAUUCAUUUUGUUCUAUAUUUCCAGUUAUGUAUAUAGCUGCUAGAUCGUGAUGGCUGAAGGUACUCCAGUCACACCCACAGCUCCCAUCAUGCCUACUGCACCCCCUGCAUCCUCCAUGGAACAGGGUAGUUUGCCGCCAUCUCCAACAUCCCCACGAGCCAAACGCAAAAGCUCGACAGAACAUUCGCUCCUGAUGUGCGAUGUCUGCUUAGAAAUGUACGACAAUGUGCAACAUAUUCCAAAACUUCUUUUGUGCCAUCAUUCUUUCUGUGAAUCAUGUCUUCAUAAACUUAUCGGCACAAAGGAUUACUUUGAGUGCCCGACAUGCCGUCAAAUGACUACAAUGCCAUCUGGUGGUGUGAGUAGUCUUCAGACUAAUUUCUACAUUACGUACAUGCGUGACGUGCUUAUCAACAACACCGUGGAUCAACCAAUGAUCGUCCAAUCAGGAGAAGGCUGUAUAAAACAUUCAAAUCAACCGCUAUCAUUUUUCUGCAAGCAAUGCAACAUUGCAAUCUGCCGUGAUUGCACAGUACUCGACCAUAAAGAAGUUGAUGGCCAUGCAGUUCAAGACACAUGGGAUGCUCUCAACGAAUUACACAACACUUUAACGUCAGAAGUGAACAAUGCUCGGACUAUUAUGAAAACAGUAGAGUGUUAUAUCCAAACUCUCGAGGGAGAAGUGACCAAUCUUUACGGGGCCAAAGAAGCAGCCAUAAAGGAUAUCGACUCAGCAUUCACCCAAUACAUAACACUCUUGGAAACACGUAAGCAGAAGUUGUUUUUAGAUGUGAAUGCCAUGUACAACGACAAGGUCCUGAUUCUACAGAGACAUGCUGAAGACAUCCAAGAGAAGAUUAUAAACCUGAACACUACACUAGAUAACAUGCCAACAGAAUCAACAACAGAUGACUCAACACUUGACACAGACAAUAAAGAAAAUGUCCCGAGCUAUAAUCCUGCAACGACGGGAAUAUCAGAUUUGAUCAUAAAACGGUCCAAGAUUUCGGACACUACUAAGCAUAUCGAAAAACUUAUGUCCAGCCAUCGAGUGCCAACAAAGAAUUAUAUCCAGUUUGAUUCGCAACAGGGUGUGUAUGGUUUCCAAAAUGCCCUAAAUAAACUGGGGGUACUCCUAAGUGAAAAAUCAUUGCCAUCCAUAGUGGAAAUUUCCGCUCAUCCUGCCACUGCCGGGUUGCCAUCCCAAGCGACAGUAAGUGUCUAUGACUGUAAGAACACGCCCCUGCCAAAAUACGCCAUCACAGCUGAUAUCACUGAUCCCUGGGGAGACAGCAUAGAAACGUCAACACUCGAAAAUGACAAUGGGACAUAUAAUGUCACAUAUAAACCGCAGGUUAGUGGAGAUCAUCGUAUCGAUGUCAAAUUCCUUGGUUAUAUCAUAAAGGGAGCUGAAAGUGUUAUCAGUGUCAGUAGUAACAAUCCUGUGGCUCUGAUUGGUCAAAAAGGAUCAGAAGAUGGAGAAUUUCUUUGUCCACGAGCUGUCGCCAUUGGCAACGAUGACAAUAUUUACGUGGCUGACACUGGAAACUGCCGCAUACAGAAAUUCAGCCCAGAUGGCAACUUUCUAAGUCAGUUCACGGUUACAUCUGAUGGUGAAAAUAACUCGACAUGUGAUCUCGCCAUUGACCAAAAAUCAAACCUAAUUAUCUGUACAGAGAUUUUUGCAUAUGGGUCGAGCCCAAGUUCGGGUAAUACAGUCAAAGUAUAUACUUCAGAUGGACAUUUAAAGCAUGAACAUACAAAUAAGACAUUGAAAUGUGCAUUGUGUGUAGCAUGCAACAGCAAGGGAGGAGUCAUUAUCUCAGACUAUAUUGUCAACUCCUUGUUCAUGUACAAUGGAAAUGGAACCCAUGUGAAGAAAAUCGGCAAAUACGGGGCACAAUCAGGCCAGUUCAAUCACCCAGCAUUCAUGUGCACGGGACCACAUGAUUACAUCAUCGUAACAGACACUGACAAUCAUCGAAUCCAAAUAUUUGAUGAUACUGGGGAGUUUCUGUUUGAAUUCGGCACUUAUGGUACAGGAAAAGGGCAAUUCCGACAACCAUUUGGAGUAACCACAGAUUCAAACCACAUUCUGGUUGCAGAUAGCGGCAACAAAAGAAUCCAGGUUUUCAAGAUGGAUGGCACUUUUGUGAGCAUAAUCGACAGCCAGGGCAUGCCAUUGAAUCAUGCCAGGGGAAUUUCCGUCACCAACGAUGGCCAUGUCCUUGUAGCAGACAGAGACAGUCACUGUAUCAAGAAGUACAAGUAUAUGUAAAGUGUCAGUAUUGUUAGUUAAAGGGGCAUCAAAAAAUAUUCUUAGAGUGUAAAAUGUGAGCGGCAAUAAUUUCAAACUUUUCCUCUACAGUUCCUAGUUUUGAUAUCUAAAUAAAAAAGAAUUGAGAUCUGUGAUCAAAUAUAGAACUUAUUGAAGAUUUAAAAAGCAGAAAUAUUCAAAUUCAUUGGAAUUAAAAAAGGACACAUGUACAGUUUCUAAAUUAUUGAAUUCUUUUAGAAAAGUACUCUCAAUUCUUAUUGCCCCUUUACAUAGUAAAAUGGAAUUGAAGAGUGAAAUAAUUAAAGAAUUAAGUCAACAUGAGACAUAUGCUCACCCUCUGAAUGUUAAGAAAGUAAUAUGAGACAGAUAAUGUAUGGUUGCCAGAUAACCUAAAUUAUCCAAGGAUGAUCUUCAAAUAAAGUUAGAAAUGAUGGAGAUUUUGAAUGGAUUGAUGAGAACAAAAAAGAAUGUAAAAUUGUGAGAAUGUUUCGCUAUAAACUCUCGUCUUAUUAUUUAUGUCUAUCCCAUUUACUUAAUUCAAAAGGGUGACUAAGACUAAAUAGCUAUCAUGAGUAAGUUGGUUGAUGUUAUCAAUGGUCACAUCUAUGUCAUAACAAUUGAAGAUAAAGAUCUGUAAUCAUGCAUACAGAGUUUAUACAAACAUAGAAAACGAUGCAUGUUCUGAACACAAUCCAGUCCCAAGCGUCACAGUCACAAUGUAAUUCUACAUUCAUAAAUAGACUUCUUUGGUAAGAUGAUAUGUAGUCUAGCACAUGACCCCAGAGCCUUUUGGGGUUUAUGUGUAAGAUUGAAUGUACACGUAAUACAAAACAAAAGUAUUAUUGGAGAUUUUUAACAUACGGAGAUUAUUUUGCAAAUUUUUUCCAAUUUCAAAGUUCUUUGAAUAAAUAGUGAAAGCCAUACUGUAUUUUGGUAUAUCAAGCCUUGCAAGUUGUACAUGUUCAAGUAACUUAAUGAUUUCACUAGGGACAUAUUUGGUAUGAUGCUACAAGUGAUUUAAUGAUAAUAGACAUUAUCUUGCAUAAUUAAUUGUGGCUUAUAAUAAGCCUGAAAUGUAUCUUGUAUAGUCAUCUACUAGGUGUAUAAAAAUGAUAUUCUUGAAAAUAGUAGUAGGAUGUUCUUCAAAGUAUAUCAAGAUUUUGGAUGGGAGAAUUUGGCACAAUUACAAUACAAAUGCUGUUCUGAUGUCAGGGGAAUACCAUUCUGAUGUCAGGAGAACAUUUUUCUGAUGUCACAAGAAUAUCUAUUUAGAUAUAUGGUAUCCCCACUAACAACAACAAGAACUGCUCACAAAGUGAGCUAUUUACAGUAGUUUAACUAAGAAUAGGGAGUUUAAGCUUGCAUAUAAAAUCGAAACGCCAACUUUUACAUAUGACCAUUUGCCUAUACAAAUGCAUCGCUUAAAUAUUUUCUGUUCACGUUUAGGUUGUGAAAAACAGUGCAAGCUUAAACUCCCUACUAUCUCCAAAAUUAUGGUAUAAUUUGUGAGACUUCCAAUUGAUUAGAUGUUAGAUUAGAUUUCAUAUUACACAAUGUAGCUGUUCAAUAAGUUAAUUAAAUAUGAUAUUAUGUGGUUGCUAUAGAAAUAAGUCAUAUCACGGAAGUAUACAUGGUAAUAUGAGUUCUGUUUCUAAGCAUAGAAACAAGAAGCAGGUUACGAUAUUGAAUAACAAGAAAUAUGUUGAAAUAGCCUCGAGGUCAAUGAAGUACAGUAAUCAAAUUGAAUGCCCAUCUCAGAUGAAGACCUCUGUAGUGUGAAUGUUAAAUCCAUCCUUGGAAACGAACAGUUAUCUGAGAAGUGUUUGUCUUAAGGGGGUUUACUGAUCUUAAUCAUAUAUUGUAGUAUGAUGUGUAGAUCAAAAUGCCAAAAAUGUUGUGUUUUUGUGAUAUGUUAACAAAUCUGGAAUAAGAAUGACCAAAUUGGAAUAUAAGGAAUGCAUUGACAGAAGUCAAAUGGCUUCUACAUGUAGUAAUGUAUAAUGUUUGCACAUGUAAAAUGUUUGUACAUGUACAUGUAUAAUGUUUGUACAUGUAUAAUAUCUAUAAAAGAAUAAUGUCUGAACAUGUAGAAUGUCUAUACAGAUAUGAUGUUGUACAUGUAUGAAAGUGUUUAUGUACAUAAUGUUUAUACAUGAAUCAUGUUGAAUGUUCAUAUAUGUACAAUGUUUGUACAUGUACAAUGUUUGUACUGUAUAUUGCAUGUCAAUGUAAUAUGUAGAUUAUAGGGUAUUAGAAAUAAAUUCUUG